AUCAAACAGCCACAAUUUCUACCUUAUUAAAAAAAAUUGAUAAAACAAGAUGAGUGAUAAGCAAAAAAAAGUGAGUUGCCUUUCUUGAACACCUCUACUACUACUGCUAUUUAGACUGAAUCUACUUUCAGUGAAUUUCUGGACAAAGAAGAGGUAUUAAAAAGUGUGUUUUGUGUUGUUAUUGCCAUGGAAAGGGAUAUUGAAAAAUACCUGAUGGAUAAACUCAAAAAAGGCCUCGAGGGGAAAGAGAGCAAUAACAGUUCCAAAAUCCCAAUGCUCACCAAAUUCCGAGAAAUACACAGUUUGCUUGAAAAACUUCUCGACCCCAACUCAGCCCAACCGGUGAAACAAUUGGGUCAGCCUUCGUUCAAGGAAAAGCUUUACAGCCUCGACGAUUUGUUGACCGAAUGCCAGAAUAUGUCCACCAAAAAACGCAGCUUUCACUUUCCCGACAUCAGCAUCAAGAGCAAGCUAAACAAAAUUAAGGCAGAACUCCGUUCUGCACUACCUCAACCCGAGAAAGUGAAUACUCUAUCUAACGGGGACGCAAAUUCAUGGCGGAAAGAUGAUAUUUCCCAGCGACGAACCACUCCCACUAUGUAUCGCUCAGUCGACCCGAAAAAAAUUCAUGGGUUCGAAGAACACUUGGAGACGCUGAAGAGGUUGGUUCUCCGGCAAAAAAGUGACGAAGACGACGGAUUCAAGGCGAUCGCCAUUGUCGGAGCAGAAGGGAUCGGGAAAACGUCACUCUGCGCAAUCGUUUUCGACGACGAAGAGGUGAAGAAGAGGUUCUUACCGAGGGUUUGGGUCACAAUGCCCAGACCGUCGGAUGAAGAUUACAGAAAGAGCCCCGAAAUAGCGAUAGCGACACGGAUCUUGGCCUCGCUUGGAGUCGAAGAAGAGGCGAGGGAGCUGAUGCAAAGGAAUGACGACCUGAAUAAGCUCGUCUGCGCUCUUCACCAAGAAUUGGCGAGCAAGAGGUACCUGAUCGUGUUGGACCAGUGGUACGGACAUGUGAGCUCGAGUGAUGAUAGUGCUGACCUAAAGAAAGGGGAGUGUUUGGAACAUUGGUUUCCGAAAGGUUGUGGAGGAACAGUGAUAGUCACAAGCAGGAACGAACGAGUGGCCAAACAGAUGUUUGGGGAUGAGGAUAGAACUGUUAUACCGAUUUUACCCCUUAGGGGUGCUGAUAUGUGCUGGGCUAUAUUCAAGCAAGAGGUGGAGAAGCAAGAGGUGGAGAAAGAUGAGCUCUCCUUCAAUCCUCCAAACGGAGAAGAAUUGAAACAACAAGUUUUAGAAAAAUGUGGGGGGAUUCCUUAUAGGGCCAAAGUAUUGGAGAUUUGGCGUUUGAAGGCUACUGUUUAGUUGAAGUUUGCUUAUAUAAUAUUUGUGAAAAGAAUAGAACAAGAAGCUUUCAUAGCUCAGUUGGUUAGAGCACCCGCUUAGUGAGCGGAAGGUCUUGAGUACAACUCUCAAUGCAGUCCAUAAACAAAGAUCAAUUUCUUCAAAUGUUUGAGAUUGAUUAUUACUGAUAGUAAUCUCGAAAUCUUAUGUAGAAAUUGCAUCUGCUUGUGGAAACGUUUCUUCAAGUGGGUGUGCCAGUAAUUUUUCACUUCGUUGUCUGUUCUACCAGGUAGUUUUGCUGCUAUAUCAUGAAAUUAUAUAUAUAUAUCCUAAUAUAUAUAUUGAAUUUAUUAGUACACAGUGUUAAGAAAUGAAGUCUACACAAUUGCUCCCCUGCACCUCAGUACAGAGAACACCAGCAACCUUUUGCAAACGUGCACCUCAGGAGUAUAGGAAUAUUCCCAAUUCUGUUACAUAGUUUUCUGUGUAGUAAUCAUUGCAAUUGUAUAAUCAAUUCUAUUAUUGGUCAUCCUAGUAUGUACUGCCAUCUGUUGAUAUCACAGUGGCUAGACUCUUGUAACAAUUACUAUAUAUUCAAUGCAUUACACCAGCCUCUCUUUGAGCUGAGUUUUUACAAAAUACAAA
This is a messenger RNA of Humulus lupulus (European hop), 1989 nucleotides long. Its product is annotated as probable disease resistance protein At4g19060. Gene Ontology annotation, biological process: defense response to other organism. Lineage: Eukaryota; Viridiplantae; Streptophyta; Magnoliopsida; Rosales; Cannabaceae. Bases 187 to 1365 code for a protein of 392 amino acids. Gene Ontology annotation, molecular function: ADP binding. The record is from RefSeq and is a predicted model, not a curated record. The transcript is spliced from 2 exons.